Hordeum vulgare subsp. vulgare (domesticated barley) is the source of this 643-nucleotide messenger RNA. RefSeq lists its product as uncharacterized. NCBI's taxonomy places the organism in Eukaryota, Viridiplantae, Streptophyta, Magnoliopsida, Poales, Poaceae. The transcript has a single exon. Bases 48 to 467 code for a protein of 139 amino acids. The record is from RefSeq and is a predicted model, not a curated record.
AAACCCAACCCAAGAGGAAGAACACAGGAAGCAAACGUCCAUCGGGCAUGGCGAUCCACCACCACAGCCAUGGGUGCCCGCUUGUCCGCCAUGAGCACGGCGACUUCACCUGCGACGGCUGCGGCCGCGGUGGAAGGGGUGCCCGCUACCGCUGCCACGGCUGCAAUUUCGACCUGCAUCUCUCCUGUGCCACGUACAACUUCCCCUGCCAUGGUCACCCGCUCAAGUAUCAGCCGCGCUGUCCUUCAGGUGUCCAGAUCAUCUGCGAUGCUUGUAACACAAACGUGUGCGGUGCACACUAUGGUUGCGCUGGCUGCGACUUCCAAGUCCACCCCGCCUGCGUCCAGCGUCGGACGACCAUAGUCCCGCCACAGCCAACAACGAAUUGCACGCCGCGGCCCUGUGGGUAUUGCACCGUCUACUGUGUCUAUUGCGUCCGGUGCAACCCGGGCCGCAGGUGUGGCUGAUCGAUUUCAAAAAUAGUUCCACCUUCCGCAUAUCGAAUAAUAGUUUCCCCUUCUGCAUUACUUCUUCGAUUUGGUAAGCUGCAGUGUCUGUAUUUUUUAAAAUAUGAUUGUUUCCCUCAUCUAUAUUUUACUAUGUGAUUUCUUUCACUGCAUAAGGUCCGUAAUUGUAUUGAAAU